GGUCCUGUCGUGCGAGGCCAACUCUCCAGGCAGCUGUCCAGGCACUGCAGCCUUCCAGGUAGCUCCUGGCUUAGCCUGCCUAUCCCCCAGCCUUCAGAAACGGAGCACAGCCCCAAAACACACAUGUCUUCUUCUGAGCCCAUCCUGGAUCUCAAGACAGACAUGGCAGAAGCAUUUCCAGACCAUGGUGACCCAGAAGAACCGAGGCAAAGCCAUGAGAUGAGGCAGGACCCAGCUGGCCCCAGCAAUGGGGAUGAUCUUGGAAUCUCCAGCACGAGCAGCCAUGGCGAGCCCAGCCCAGCUCCAGCCAUGGAUGAGACCCUCCCGAGCAGAGAACCCCAGUCAGAGGUGAGGGAUCCCAGCCCCGCCAACUCCUCGCCAUGGCCAGAAGCUCCCGAGGAGUGUCCAGCCCGCCCCAACACCUUGGACUUGUCCAAGUCCCUGAAGAAGCUCGAGGAGGUGAAGCAGACGGGGCAGAGGCGGAACAGUGACCACACGGUGGUGAAGGAGAACGGGGUGGAGGCCAACCCCGUGGCGGCAGCACCGGCGGUGAGCGAGGAGAGACGGGCACUGGAGUCUGAGCUGGGGAAGUGCAUUGAGGACUUCCGUAAGAUCAAGAUCCCUGUUGCUUUUCCCAACAAGAAGAGGCAGUGGCAGAGUGAGCUGCUAAAGAAAUACCAGUUGUGAGAGGAGACCUCAUCCCCCGUCCCCAGGGAGGAUGUCCUCUGGUACGUUGAGUGUCUCCACUGAUGUAGCAGGUGGCAGAGGCUGUCCACACUCCCAAAAUGAGGAGUGUAGGUCUCUCUAAACCCAUCCAGUGGUUAAAAGGGCUACAAGCCUGUACCUACGGCAGAGUGCUCCUUACUAUGGCCAUCAGGAGCGAUGCAUGAUAUCCUAAGUGGCAUAAGGACAGGUGAAGGGGCACAGAAAAAGAAAGGAGGCGUUGUGAAUGUUCAGGGCCAGAGCUACCAUCCAGCAGAAGUCCACACGUUUCUGAGAAUGAAUUUUCCUGGCGUUUCAAAUAGUAAAAUAUAGUUGGUGGUGUCAAAAAUGAAUUCCAGUCUCCUCAUGCCUUUGGUACAGAUGUUUGAACUUAGCUGUUCGAAACUGUACAAGUGGUUUAGACAUUCAGUUUUUCUGAAAUUAAGUUGUAUAUCUGACUCCUCUACGUUCUUGCCAAAACUUCUCCCUCUGUAAUGUUUGCAACUGGAUUCAGCAAAACCUUCUUUUCACGAGAGGUCAUGAUGUUUUGCAGAAAUCUUCCUUUUCUUACACAAACACUUGAACACUGUCCAAACUUGCGUUUGGGCCUCCAGCCAGAAAUGAGGCAGUGAGAGGGAGGGAGCUGCCCCAGAAAGCCAUGGCCGAGAUCGCCAACAUCACCCCCGAUGACCAAGGAGCCCCAUCUUGUAAGGAGAAUGGGAGCAGCUCAGACCUGUGACCAUCUGGAUGAGCGCCUGAGGGUCAGGACCAGAGGAGGAGGUGGGGAAGGUGAUUUUGAGGUUGGGGCAUGUUACAGACCACACCAUCAGGGUGAGGAAGGACACAAAACCCUUGAACAACUUGGGAAAGGCUCUGAGUGACAAACCCUGCUCCUGUGGGAGACUUCAACCUUCCCAAUGUCUGCUGGACAAUGGGCCAGGAUGCAAGUGAUCCUAGAGAUGUCUGGAAGGUUUUGUGGAUGACUUCAUGAUAGAGGUGCUGGAUGGGCCAACAGGGGGAUGCACAGCUGGAUAAUGGAGAAGACCCAGUUGGGGCUGUGAUAGCAGCUUU
This is a messenger RNA of Calidris pugnax (ruff), 1773 nucleotides long. Its product is annotated as BTB/POZ domain-containing protein KCTD8-like. The coding region runs from base 124 to 687 and encodes 187 amino acids. The transcript is spliced from 3 exons. The record is from RefSeq and is a predicted model, not a curated record. Lineage: Eukaryota; Metazoa; Chordata; Aves; Charadriiformes; Scolopacidae.